Fraxinus pennsylvanica is the source of this 1515-nucleotide messenger RNA. The record is from the annotation of a GenBank genome assembly. Lineage: Eukaryota; Viridiplantae; Streptophyta; Magnoliopsida; Lamiales; Oleaceae.
AUGGAAAAUUUCAAGAAUUCCUCGUCUCAGCUUCUUUGCCAUUUGCAAAGAACCAAGAGAUCAUUCUGUGCUAUAAUUUCUGUUCUUUUUCUCUGUCUUUUAAGUUAUAACAGUGCCACAAUGUUCUUUGCCAAAGUUCCUUUUCCUGCCAGAAAUCUCCAGGAGCCACCCAGUUUUUCGCCGGAAACUGUUGCCGGAGAGUCAAGGAAGUCUUUUUCCGUGCCUUCUUUAACUAAGCUCUCACCUUCUGUUCCAUUUGGGAUCAAAAAAGAGGUUUCAGUUGAGAAAUUGAAAAUCCAUUUGCCUCUUUCACGUAAAAAUCCAAACUUAGUCGUUUUUGCCAGAAAUCCCCCGGAGCCAGCCAGUUUUCCGCGGGAAGUCGCCGAAAAGUCAAGAAAGUCCUUUUCUGUUCCGUCUUCAACUAAGCGUUCACCUUCUGUAAAGUUUUCGAUCAAAAAAGGGAUCCCAGUUGAAAAAUUGAGAACACAUUUGCCUCUUUCACAUAAAAAUCCAAACUUGGUAGUUUUUACGAACAGAACUGCAUUGCAACAUCCAAUUAGGAGGAAAAAGCAGAGUCAGGCUUUCAAGAUUUUGGGCUCCGAGGCUAAAAUGAAGCAGUUUUCAGUUAGAAUGAAGGAAUUUUUACUGAAUUCCUCCUGUGAGUAUCGUUUUUUCAUGACAUGGAUUUCAUCAGUGGAUUCUUUUGGUGGUAGAGAGUUAUUUGCUAUAGAGAGUCUAUUCAAAUCACACCCAAAUGGCUGCUUAAUCAUAGUCUCCAAUACAAUUGAUUCAAGAAAUGGGAUGCAAAUCCUAAGACCCUUUUUGGCUAAGGGGUUUAAAGUGACUUCAAUCUCUCCAGACUUCAAUUAUCUGUUCAAGAACACUGCUGCAGAAUCAUGGUUUAAUCAGUUGAUGAAAGGCAAUGUGAAUCCUGGAGAGGUCCCUUUAGGCCAGAACCUCUCAAAUUUGCUGAGACUUGGAUUGUUAUACAGAUUUGGUGGGAUUUAUUUAGACACUGAUGUCAUAAUCUUAAAGAAUUUCGGGAAUCUAAGGAAUGUCAUUGGGGCUCAAACAAUUGAUUUUCUGACAGGAAAUUGGACCAGAUUGAACAAUGCAGUAAUGGUAUUUGAUGAAGGCCAUCCACUUGUUUACAAGUUCAUCGAGGAAUUUGCACAAACAUUCGAUGGGAGUAAAUGGGGACACAAUGGGCCUUACUUAGUUUCAAGAGUUGUUUUAGGGGCUGGAACUGGUUAUAAUUUCACCGUUUUACCGCCUAUGGCAUUUUACCCCGUUGAUUGGAACAGAAUCGGCAGCCUUUUCGAGGGGCCGAAGAGUCUGGCUCCCUCAAAGUCGAAAUGGUUGCUUGCGAAGUUUAGACAAAUUAAUAGACAUGGAUAUGCAUUGCAUCUUUGGAAUAAGCAGAGUAGAAGGUUUAAGGUUGAGGAAGGAAGCAUUAUUCAAGAUAUUAUGUAUGAUCAUUGUGUCUUGUGCAAUUUUUCUUCAUUAGACAUGUAA